This is a messenger RNA of Gigantopelta aegis, 1902 nucleotides long. Its product is annotated as mucin-5AC-like. Lineage: Eukaryota; Metazoa; Mollusca; Gastropoda; Neomphalida; Peltospiridae. The transcript has 4 exons. The record is from RefSeq and is a predicted model, not a curated record. The coding region runs from base 1 to 1902 and encodes 633 amino acids.
AUGCACAAGGUAGCACAGUCAUCAAGAGACGCGCUAGAUGAGAAGUAUCAAGAUAUGGUGGUGGUAACUAAUGAUGAUCACGUUGAUGAUGAUAAUAGUGAUGUUGAUGACGAUGGUGAUGAUCUGGUUGAUGAUAAUGGUAAUAUUGAUAAUGAUGAUGUUCUUGAUGAUGCCUCUUCCUCGCCUGGUCUCUACCUCGCCUCUACCUCGCCUGGUUACCUCGCCUCUACCUCGCCUGGUUACCUGGUCUCAACCUCGCCUGCUUACCUGGCCUCUACCUCGCCCGGUUACCUGGCCCCUAGCUCGCCUGGUUACCUGGCCUCUACCUCGCCUGCCUCUAUCUCGCCUGGUGACCUGGCCUCUACCUCGUCUGGUUACCUGGCCUCUACCUCGUCUGGUUACCUGACCUCUACCUCGCCUGGUUACCUCGCCUCCACCUCGUAUGGUUACCUGGCCUCUACCUCACCUGAUCACCUGGCCUCUACCUCGCCUGAUUACCUGGCCUCUACCUCGACCGGUUACCUGGCCUCUACCUCGUCUGGUUAUCUGGCCUCUACCUCACCUGAUCACCUGGCCUCUACCUCGUCUGGUUACCUGGCCUCUACUUCGCCUGGUUACCUGGCCUCUACCUCGCCCGGUUACCUGGCCUCUACGUCGUCUGGUUACCUGACCUCUACCUCGUCUGGUUACCUGGCCUCUACCUCACCUGAUCACCUGACCUCUACCUCGUCUGGUUACCUGGCCUCUACUUCGCCUGGUUACCUGGCCUCUACCUCGCCCGGUUACCUGGCCUCUACCUCGUCUGGUUACCUGACCUCUACCUCGACUGGAUACCUCGCCUCCACCUCGUAUGGUUAUCUGGCCUCUACCUUGUCUGGUUACCUCACCUCUACCUCGCCUGGUUACCUCGCCUCUACCUCGUAUGGUUACCUGGCCUCUACCUCACCUGAUAACCUGGCCUCUACCUCGUCUGGUUACCUGGCCUCUACCUCAUCUGGUUACCUCGCCUCUACUUCGCCUUGUUACCUGGCCUCUACCUCGUAUGGUUACCUGGCCUCUACCUCACCUGAUAACCUGGCCUCUACCUCGUCUGGUUACCUGGCCUCUACCUCAUCUGGUUACCUCGCCUCUACUUCGCCUUGUUACCUGGCCUCUACCUCGUCUGGUUACCUGACCUCUACUUCGCCCGGUUACCUGGCCUCUACCUCGUCUGGUUACCUGGCCUCUACUUCGCCUGGUUACCUGACCUCUACCUCGUCUGGUUACCUGACCUCUAUCUCGCCUGGUUACUUCGCCUCUACCUCGUAUGGUUACCUGCCCUCUACCUCACCUAAUCACCUGGCCUCUACCUCGUCUGGUUACCUGGCCUCUACCUCGUCUGGUUACCUAACCUCUACCUCGUCUGGUUACCUGGCCUCUACCUCGUCUGGUUACCUGGCCUCUACCUCACCUGAUCGCCUGGCCUCUACCUCGUCUGGUUACCUAACCUCUACCUCACAUGAUCACCUGGCCUCUACCUCGUCUGGUUACCUAACCUCUACCUCGUCUGGUUACCUGACCUCUACCUCGUCUGGUUACCUGGCCUCUACCUCACCUGAUCACCUGGCCUCUACCUCGUCUGGUUAUCUGGCCUCUACCUCGUCUGGUUACCUCGCCUGGUUACCUGGCCUUUACCUCGCCUGGUUACCUGGCCUCUACCUCACCCGGUUACCUCGCCUGGUUACCUCUCCUCUACCUCGUCUGGUUACCUCGCCUCUACCUCGCCGGUACCUCUCCUCUACCUCGUCUGGUUACCUCGCCUUUACCUUGCCUGGUUACCUCGCCUGGUUACCUUGCCUCUACCUCGCCUGGUUACCUCGCCUCUACCUCUCCUGGUUACCUCGCCUCUACCUCGUCUGGUGA